AUGGCCUUCCGACCGCUCCUACGGCAGCGCGCCGUCGUGCCUGCGACGUCCGCAAUCCUUGCCGCCGGCCUUUCGCUCUACCCGCUCCGCAACGUCCACGCCGAGGCUCCCCAGGCAUCAGAAAGCCAAUUCGAGAGGGACCUCCGCAAGCCCAUCUACGACGACUUUGCGCCUGUGCCCGCCGAGCCCGUCAGCCCACCCAAGGCCGCCCCCAAGCCGUCGACGCCCACCUACACCGACCGUCUGGCCGCUCAGAUUGCCCAGGCCCGCCUGUUCCUGCACGGAUAUGCCGCCAAGUCCGAAGACAAGGUCAACGCGGGGCUGACCGAGGCCCUGCGCCUGGAGAACUCGUUCACCAGCACCAUCGCGUCGCUGGCUCCGCCCAAGGAGUCGGGCGAGAAGGUCAUGCCCGGCGCCAUCUACGUCCUCGUCUCGGCCAUGGCCGGCAGCAUCGUCACCCGCAACCGCAACAUCCUGCUCCGUUCGACCGUGCCCGUCGCCGUCGGCAUCGUCGCUUCGUGGGCCAUCCUCCCCAUCACCUCGAGGAACGUCGGUGACCUGCUCUGGACCUACGAGGAGCGCUACCCCGUCAUUGCCGAGAACCACCUCAGGGCCAAGGAGCGUGUCACCAGAUUUGUGCAGACGGGCAUUGCGCACAGCAAGAUGACGGCCGGCAUGCUGGAGGACAAGAUCGGCGAGGCCAGGGAAGCCGUCGAGGACUGGGUGAGGAAGGGCAAAUAA
Molecule: messenger RNA, 741 nt
Organism: Lasiodiplodia theobromae
Lineage: Eukaryota; Fungi; Ascomycota; Dothideomycetes; Botryosphaeriales; Botryosphaeriaceae
Product: Mitochondrial protein
Exons: 3
Coding region: 1-741 (246 amino acids)
Biological process (GO): cristae formation
Cellular component (GO): mitochondrial crista junction; MICOS complex
Source: RefSeq, a predicted model, not a curated record